Pseudo-nitzschia multistriata is the source of this 1299-nucleotide messenger RNA. The record is from the annotation of a GenBank genome assembly. Lineage: Eukaryota; Bacillariophyta; Bacillariophyceae; Bacillariales; Bacillariaceae.
GUGGACGCAAUUUAUGUUACGGUAUGAGAGGACGACAGCGGAGGAAGAGGUCUCUUCGCCGCUGUUCAAUCCAUGCUUCACGCUACUUGCAGAAGUAGUUGUACUAGCAACCAGGAUAGUACGAGUACYUCAUACGACCCGAUAGCUUCUGAGCAUUCYGUCCUAAUAGUAGCGCUGGAAGAAUCGAAUCCUGAUCUUGUUGUUGUUUAGUUUGYUAAACUCUUAUACACCGCAUCUAUUUCUCAGAAAGCCUUCAAAGUUCAAAAAUGUCGGAAGGAACAGCUGUCGAUGCCACACCAACAACGUUGGACGCCGAUGACAAUGAUGGGUUCCGAAUYUACCUCGGAGAUGAGAGAAAGAACUUGCUCUGCCGAUUUUACGAGAACAAAUAUCCAGAAAUUGAGUCCGUUGUUAUGGUGAACGUCCGCAACAUUGCUGAUAUGGGAGCUUAUGUCUCGCUUUUGGAAUACGACAACAUUGAAGGAAUGAUCUUGUUGUCCGAAUUGUCUCGGCGCCGUAUUCGUUCCAUCCACAAGCUUAUUCGCGUGAACAGAAACGAAGUGGUAAUGGUUUUGCGUGUUGACAAAGAGAAGGGAUAUAUCGAUCUUAGUAAGCGCCGAGUUUCACCUGAGGAUGUGCAAGCUUGCGAAGAACGCUUCAACAAGGCAAAGACUGUGCAUGGAGUCCUCCGCCAUUUGGCAGAACGACGAAAGUACUUCUUGGAGGAUCUCUACGAAAAAAUCGGUUGGCCGCUUUACAAGAAAUAUGGGCAUGCGUAUGAUGCUUUCAAGUUGGCAAUUUCUGAAGAAAAGGACGCSGGUGAUCCUUUYGCGGAAUUGGAUGUUCCGCAAGAUCUUAAGGACGAACUGAAAUCAUACAUCUUGCGUCGUUUGGCACCGCAACCGAUCAAAAUUAGAAGUGACAUCGAAGUUUCGUGCUUCACUUAUGAGGGCAUUGAUGCCAUUCGCGAGGCACUCUUUGCCGGUAUGACCCUCGGAACCGAGCAGAAUCCAAUCAAGAUCAAACUCAUUGCUCCACCUAUCUAUGUCUUGUCGACGACUACUCUCGAGAAAGAAGUCGGAAUUGGUUUGCUCAACCAAGCCAUUGAAGUGAUCAAAGAAAAGAUAACCGCGAAGGGUGGAAAGAUUGAUGUCAAGAUGGCACCGAAGGCCGUCAGUGUGAAGGAGGAGUCUGAGCUACAAGAGAUGAUGGACAGGCUAGCUCUAGAAAACGAAGAAGUAGACGGGGAUGCACCUGAAGACGAAUAAACAAACUCAUCUCUGACUAAUUAAAUUUGCU